Durusdinium trenchii is the source of this 342-nucleotide messenger RNA. The record is from the annotation of a GenBank genome assembly. NCBI's taxonomy places the organism in Eukaryota, Dinophyceae, Suessiales, Symbiodiniaceae.
AUGGGCAUGAAAUACGUCGCUGCGUACCUCAUGGCUGCCUUGGCAGGCAAGACGCCCACGGCGGAGGAUAUCAAGAGCAUCCUCGAAUCCGUGGAAUCCGAAUACGAUGAAUCGAUUGCCAGCAAGUUGGUGAGCGAGUUGGAUGGCAAAGUGGUCCACGAGGUCGUGGCUGCCGGCAAGGAGAAGCUGAAAGGCUUCGGCGGCGGCGGCGGUGGUGUGGCUGUUGGCGGCGGCGGUGGAGGUGCCGCACCAGCAGCUGGUGGCGGAGCAGAGAAGAAGGAGGAAAAGAAGGUUGUGGAGGAGGAAGAGGAAGAAGAGAUGGAAUUCGAUCUUUUCGGAUAA